Molecule: messenger RNA, 2427 nt
Organism: Macadamia integrifolia
Lineage: Eukaryota; Viridiplantae; Streptophyta; Magnoliopsida; Proteales; Proteaceae
Product: 5'-3' exoribonuclease
Exons: 5
Coding region: 772-2142 (456 amino acids)
Molecular function (GO): 5'-3' DNA exonuclease activity; 5'-3' RNA exonuclease activity
Source: RefSeq, a predicted model, not a curated record
GGUUCUGAGGUUCCUUCCAGACAAGAAAGGUCUCUCAUAGGUGAUAGGUUCAUAGGAGUCUCUUUCCUUUUGUCUUGUCUUCUUGAAACCUACCCAAGCGCACGAAGACAUCGAGCAAGCAAAGUGAGACUGUGAAGACUGAAGAGUGAUAAGAGAGAGUGCAUCGAAACUUGCCCCUUUUAUUGUUUGUUUCCCAGCACGAAUCCCAACUCCCAAGCCCAGGAGAGAGAUGAACAUGAAUCAGAGAGUGAAAGGUGGGCACCUGGUCAUUAAUGUAGGAAGCCUAAUGGGUAUAUAUCAAAGGGCAAAGUGAAACCCAAACUCCAUCUUCUCUGUAGAGAUUUUCUAGGAUUAAAUUAUUAUGAUUAAUGGCUUCACAACCCUUUUCGUAACUGUACUGUUGCUCUUCUUCUUCCAAUGAAUCCUGAUGGUCAAAAUUACUGCUACUCUCUCUCUCUCUCUAUCGGUGUCAUCCAAUUGCGUAAGAUUGCCCCAUUUAUUUACAUAUUGUAGUACGAUAAAUUGACUGGCUCGGAACUCGGAACUCCGAACUCCGAACUCGGAAUACGAGAAACAGAGCAGAAAUCGCUCUUUAUUGAGGAGAUGCAGGGCAAGUUAUUUCCUUUGCUGGGUUUAAAUAUGUUGAUGGUUCGAUACCCUAGCUAUUAGCUAGAAAAAGAAAGAAUACCCAAUUUGUUGUUGCAGAUUAUUGAUCUAAAUAGCUCCAAACAUCCCCGGAAAAAGAAAUUUUCUGGUUUUGUGAGGUUUGUGAUGGGGGACGGUUAUUCUCUUCGUCAAGGUAGUAAUAGCAUUAAUAACAUCAAUAAUAGUACUAACGGUUAUGUAGCAAACACGACGACGAAGAAAAAGAAGUCCAAGAAGAAGAGCAGUGGUAAGAAGAAGAAGAUGGCUGUGGAGCAGAUCUUUGCUGCUAAAUCUGUGUCCGAAUGGGUUUUACUCGAUUCUCCUUCUGUUCCAUCUGUUGAUGAUUUCGGCGGGGUCCCGAAGAGCCAUACGCGAUUUGCGGAUAAGGUGGUCUUCGAGUUGCAUUGCCAUUCCACUUGUAGUGACGGGUUCCUGUCGCCUUCUGCGGUUGUUGAGCGAGCUCAUGGAAAUGGAGUGAAAGUGCUUGCACUGACUGAUCAUGAUACCAUGGCUGGCAUCCCAGAAGCAUUGGAAGCAGCUCGGAAAUUUGGCAUCAGGAUAAUUCCAGGUGUUGAGAUUAGUACCAUAUUCUAUCCAAGAGGAGAAUCUGGAACUGAAGAACCAGUUCACAUCCUUGCUUAUUACAGCAGCUGCGGACCCUCAAGAUUUGAAGAGAUGGAGAAAUGCUUAGCUAACAUAAGGGAUGGCCGUUUCCUCCGUGCAAAGAACAUGGUUUCAAAGCUGAACAACUUGAAGAUGCCCCUUAAGUGGGAGCAUGUUGCCAAAAUUGCAGGGAAUGGAGUGGCUCCUGGGAGGUUGCAUGUGGCUCGUGCAAUGGUGGAAGCUGGCCAUGUAGAAAAUCUGAAGCAAGCUUUCAACCGAUAUCUAUAUGAUGGUGGACCUGCCUAUUCUACGGGUAGUGAGGCUCUUGCAGAGGAAGCAGUUCAAUUGAUAUGUCAAACAGGGGGUGUGGCAACAUUAGCUCAUCCAUGGGCAUUGAAGAACCCUGUUGCAGUUAUCAGGAGAUUGAAAGCUGCAGGUCUUCAUGGGAUUGAGGUCUACCGAAGUGAUGGGAAACUGGCAGCAUUCAGUGAGUUGGCUGAUACUUAUGAUCUUUUGAAACUCGGAGGAUCAGACUAUCAUGGUAAGCGACGCCAUGAUGAGUCUGAUCUGGGAAGUGUGAAUCUCCCUGUGUUAGCUCUGCACGAGUUCCUUCAGGUAGCGCGACCUAUUUGGUGCAAUGCUAUUAAAGAUGUACUGCAGUGUUUUGCAGAGGAACCAUCUGAUGCAAGUCUGGAGAGGAUUGCGAGGUUUGGGAAGAUCAAGAACCUCAAGGGUGCUUCAUUGAGUUGUUGCAAGGAUGUGAUUGACAUGUGCCUGUCCUCAUGGUUGACAAAUGAGGAAAGACAGACCAUUGAUGUGGAGACACUCAGGUUGAAGCUUUCCUGUGCUGUUGUUAAUCAGAGUGCCCUCGAGGUGCCAGUAACAAGUAUAUAGUUCUUUUACUGGUUAUUUGUUUCCUAAAUAAUUAUUUCCCUUCUAUUUUCCCUUUUUUCCUUGGACAUUGCUGGCAAUUCUAAUUUCAUUCAAAAUAUUCUCUGCUAAAGUAGGUGGGUCUCUGUUGAGAACCACUAGAGCUUUACCUUCUCUUCUUGAAAUGUUUUAUUGAAUUUAUCAUUUAUUCUUCGGAAUUGGAUAUGCAUAUAAACAAAUGUUAAACUUGCAUUAUUUUAUUCCAUUUUAUUUUUUAUUUGCUGGCAGUGUUAUUCAUAUUCUAAAUGC